AUGAGUGAUCCAGAGUUUAAAUUAGGCAUGACAUUUGCUUCUAAGAAUCAAUUUAGGGAAGCAGUGCAGAAUUAUGGUUUCAAAAAUGGGAAAGAUAUUAGAACUGUUAGAAAUGAUGCUUUGAGGGUUAUAGUUGAGUGUUCACAGGAUGGUUGUCCUUGGAGAAUAGGACUGAGGAAAGUGCUUCACUCACAUGCUUGGAGGAUUUUGUACAUGGUUGAUGUGCAUGAAGGUUGUUCUUGGGUUUGGGAGAACAAAAUGGUAAAAGCUGCUGUGGUUGCAAAGAGGUGGGCCAAACAACUGAAUAACAACCCCGAAUGGAUGAUGAAAAAAUUCAGGGAUACAGUUACAAGUGAAGAGGGGUUUUAUUUAAGUGAUCAACAAGCCUACAGGGCAAUGUGGAAAGCCAAGAAACAGAGAAUUGGUGAUGCUGAAGACAACUUCAAGAAGAUAUGGAGCUACUGUGCUGAAAUGGAUAGGACAAACCCUAGGACUAGGUAUAAAGUGAAGCUGAGUGACUUGCAAGAUGGGAUUACUGGCCGGGAAAGGUUCUUAAGGAUGUACAUUUGCUGGGAUGCUUCCAAACAAGGAUUCAGACAUUGUAGACCUCUAAUAGGUGUGGAUGGGUGUCAUUUGAGAAGUGGAUCUGGUGGGAUGCUCCUGACUGCAGUGGGUGUUGAUGCUAAUGACAGUAUUUUCCCACUUGCGUAUGCUAUUGUUGAAGGGGAAAGGAGGGAGUCUUGGUCUUGGUUUCUAAACUUCCUAGCUGAAGACUUGGGGAUAACAAAGGAUAGAGAACAGGAUUUUACCUUUAUAAGUGAUAAGCAGAAAGGAUUGCUGCCAGCAUUUGAAGAAAUUAUACCUGGUGUGGAGCACAGGUUUUGUGUGAGGCAUCUGCACUCAAACAUGAAAGUUGCAGGUUUCCAAGGGAAGGCAUUGAAGGAUGCUCUGUGGGAAUGUGCUAGGGCAACAACUAGGAAUUCUUAUACAAUUGCACUAAGGAAGCUUUGGGUCUUAGAUGACGCAGCUUAUCAGUGGUUGGGUGACAACAUUACUUGGUGCUAG
This is a messenger RNA of Ipomoea nil (Japanese morning glory), 1065 nucleotides long. RefSeq lists its product as uncharacterized. The transcript is spliced from 2 exons. Bases 1 to 1065 code for a protein of 354 amino acids. The record is from RefSeq and is a predicted model, not a curated record. NCBI's taxonomy places the organism in Eukaryota, Viridiplantae, Streptophyta, Magnoliopsida, Solanales, Convolvulaceae.